GAAUUAAUACUCCUAAAGAGAGAGAGAGAGAGAGAGAGAGAGAGAGAGAGAGAGAAAGAGGAGAUCUGACUGUUUUCUCUCUAAGGGAGGAAGGGUAUUAGUCUUUUUUUCUCUAUAUCUCCGCAUUUUUAGUUUUUACUAUACUUGGGUCUGCUGAAUGUAUCCGGAGAUUUGAACCGAUUUUAGUAUUAAUGAUGCGGAGUUUAUGUUUUAGGAGGGGGGUACUUGAAUUUUGCAGUUCUUGACGUGAAAAUCUGAUCUUUUUGUGCUUCUGCUGAUCAGGCACUUUUUGCUUUGUAUUUCAUUGAAAUAAUGGGAAUAGAAGUGGAAUCCAAGUUAGUUCAUGUUCCAGUUGAAGCUGGAAGUGAACAGAGCAAUCUUCUGAACGAAAAUGGAAAGCCGAAUCAUGGUUCAGGGAUUACUGAGCCAAUAAAAUUUGGCACUCAUGGUACCGAAGAACCUAAGGAGGACGCAAGCAGAAUUCCUGUGAGCAAUGUUCCAAAGGAUGCAGUGGAGGAUUGGCCUGAACCUAAGCAGGUCCAUUCGUUCUAUACUGUUAAAUUUCGGAGAUUUGAAGACCCAAAAGUGAAGGCCAAAAUUGAACUGGCUGAAAAAGAGCUACAGAAAAAGAACCAAGCGAGAUCUCAGAUUAUUGAAAAAUUGAAGGUCAAAAGGGGUGAAAAAUCAAAUUUAAUUGAACAAAGGAAAGCCCUCAGUGCUGAGAAUAAGGAAUUUUGGAGUGCUAUUGAUGGUAAAAGGAAGGAGAUGGAACCUCUGCAUGAGGCCCUGGGCCAGCUCCGCGGUUCUAAGAAUGCAGGCCGAGAGAGGGGUCCUAUGGUGUGUUCAUCUGAAGAGGAGCUCAAUCAACUUAUUAAGAGUCUGCAUUACCGCAUUCAGCACGAAAGUAUUCCUCUGAAUGAAGAGAAGCAAAUUCUGCGGGAAAUCAAACAGCUUGAAGGAACAAGGGAAGAUGUUAAAAAGGUUGCUGCUACAAGGGCACAGAUUCAUGAGACGAUAGGUGAAAAAGAAUCUAUCCAGAACCAGGUCAAACUUAUGAAUGUUGGCUUGGAUGGAGUUCGUAAGGGGCAACAAGAGGUUAAGGCCAAGCUUAAGGUAAUAGAUGAUCAGAUUGAGGCCAUAAACAAACAGAUCAACAAAUUGGAUGAGGAAUUGAAGGAAGUUGUGGAAAAGAGGGACAAGACUUAUGAACAUAUUCUUGAAUUAAGAAAACAGCGUGAAGAAGGGAAUUCUUCUUUCUACCAAAACUCCAACUUGUUGCACAAACUGAAACAACUUGCGGAUCAAAAGGAUGUUGGAGCCCUUAAAGAGCUCACAGUCACAGAGGUCGACAAGUUCAUUUCUCUUUGGUGUGGUAGUAAGUCUUUUAGAGAUGACUAUGAGAGGAGAAUCUUGCAGUCUCUUGAUAUUAGGCAGCUGAGCAGGGACGGCCGGAUGAGGAAUCCUGAUGAAAAGCCUCUGGUGCUACCAGAAGCACCUACUGUCUCCCGUGCUGAAGUUGUUCCAGCAAAAGCUAAUGCAAAACCUACAAAGGAAGAUCAUGCACCCGUUGAUGCUGCUCCGAUUCAGAAAGAACAGCUAGAGAAGAGUGGCAAGCAGCUGAAUGAUUCUCGUGGUAAAAACACACAGAAAAAAGGGGUCGUUGAUGAUGAAGAGGAAAUCUAUGGUUUGGACAUGCCCAAGGAUAUUAAGCCCAAGAAAAACGAAGUUGAUGAGGCAACACUAAAGGAGAUGAAGAAAGAGGAGGAGAUAGCAAAAAAUAAACAGGCUAUGGAGAGGAAGCGAAAGUUGGCUGAGAAAGCCGCUGCAAAAGCUGCAAAGAAAGCUCAGCUAGAAGCUGAAAAGAAGCUCAAGGAACGUGAGAAGAGAGUGAGAAAGAAGGGCGGAUUUUCUGUUCAGGAACCAACCGAGGAGCCAACUGAAGCAUCUGAAGAGGUUGCUGAGGAAGAAAACGUAGAGGAGAAAGUUGAAACAACCGUUGCACCCAAGGUUAAGGCGCGGAAAGAGAACACUAUCAGGCACAGAGUAACACGUGCAAGAGGCUCGGAGCUUCCCAAAGCUGUACCAAAGCGCAGGAAAGCAACAAACUAUUGGCUAUGGGCGGGUGCUCCUGCUGCACUCGUUAUUCUGGUACUUCUAGUCGUCGGCUACAUGUAUCUUCAGAAGUAGAAAGAGGUGGGGGGAGUGUGAAAACAAAAACAAGAAACAACUUUGGCUUUAGUGUUCUUUUACAAUACUGCAAUAGCAAGUACUGUUUAGUUAUCACAACUUUAUUUCUUUUUCUUGCAUCCUAUAGUCUUGGGAUGGAAAACUCAUAAUGUGUUGCUUGGUAGAUGCGGCCUAUCUUGAGAUACUUACUGAGAAGAGUCUACAUGUUUUUAUUUAUGUUGGUGUAGUUGUAAUGAUUGACAUUUUGCUUAUACAUUGUCAUGUUGGACUUUUGUCUUUGUAGACAUUUGAAA
Molecule: messenger RNA, 2480 nt
Organism: Capsicum annuum
Lineage: Eukaryota; Viridiplantae; Streptophyta; Magnoliopsida; Solanales; Solanaceae
Product: proton pump-interactor 1
Exons: 9
Coding region: 313-2187 (624 amino acids)
Source: RefSeq, a predicted model, not a curated record